Messenger RNA from Dichotomopilus funicola, 2724 nucleotides. Its product is annotated as glycosyltransferase. The transcript has 3 exons. Gene Ontology annotation, molecular function: chitin synthase activity. Gene Ontology annotation, cellular component: cell periphery; cell septum. Bases 1 to 2724 code for a protein of 907 amino acids. The record is from RefSeq and is a predicted model, not a curated record. Lineage: Eukaryota; Fungi; Ascomycota; Sordariomycetes; Sordariales; Chaetomiaceae.
AUGGCUUACCACGGCCGGGGAGAUGGCGGCUACGAGGGUCAUCCCAUGCAGGAUCUCCCAUCACACCACGGUCAGCAAGACGAGGAACAAGGGGCCGCGCUGCUCAACCAAAACCAAAUCUACGACCAGGACCGCCUGGGCGCCCAUACUCCUCCAGUCCGCCCGGUGUCGGCAUACAGCCUGACCGAGUCGUACGCUCCGAAUGCCCAAACAACCCGCGUCGGUGUUACCCCGACCCCGCCCCCCGGGGGCAACACAGAAUAUGGCGGUGCUCCUGGCCAGUACCAGCCGCAAUACUCCGCCGACCCGUCCUACCGCAUGUCCUCUGUCGACACGGACGAGAGCUGGGUACGUCGCCAACAGCCCAACGUCGCGCCCACCGGCGGCCUCAAGCGCUAUGCCACGAGGAAGGUCAAGCUCGUCCAGGGCUCCGUCCUGAGCAUCGACUACCCGGUGCCCAGUGCCAUCCGCAAUGCCGUCCAGCCCCGCUACCGCGACGAGGAGGGCAACAACGAGGAGUUCCUUAAGAUGCGCUACACGGCCGCUACAUGUGAUCCCAACGACUUCACCCUUAAGAACGGUUACGACCUGCGUCCUCGCAUGUACAACCGCCACACCGAGCUGCUCAUUGCCAUCACGUACUACAACGAAGACAAGGUCCUGCUCUCGCGUACGCUGCACGGUGUGAUGCAGAACAUCCGUGACAUUGUCAACCUUAAGAAGUCGUCUUUCUGGAACCGUGGUGGCCCCGCAUGGCAAAAGAUUGUCGUCUGCCUCGUCUUUGAUGGUAUCGAGAAAGUGGACAAGAACGUGCUCGAUGUCCUAGCCACCAUCGGUGUGUAUCAGGACGGCGUGGUGAAGAAGGACGUCGACGGCAACCAAACCGUUGCCCACAUCUUCGAGUACACCACCCAGUUGUCGGUCACGCCAAACCAGCAGCUCAUCCGGCCGGUCGACGACGGGCCCAACACCCUGCCCCCCGUUCAAUUCAUCUUUUGCUUGAAGCAGGCCAACAGCAAGAAGAUUAACUCGCAUCGUUGGCUGUUCAAUGCGUUUGGCCGCAUCCUUAACCCCGAAGUGUGCAUCCUUCUGGAUGCCGGUACCAAGCCGAGUCCCAAGUCCCUGCUCGCCCUCUGGGAAGGCUUCUACAACGACAAAGAUCUCGGCGGUGCUUGCGGUGAGAUCCAUGCAAUGUUAGGCAAGAACGGCAAGAAAUUGAUCAAUCCGCUGGUGGCUGUGCAGAAUUUUGAGUACAAGAUCUCCAAUAUUCUGGACAAGCCGCUGGAGAGCGCGUUCGGGUACGUUAGUGUGUUGCCCGGCGCUUUCUCGGCAUACCGUUUCCGCGCGAUUAUGGGUCGCCCGCUAGAACAGUAUUUCCACGGUGACCACACACUGUCUAAGCUGCUGGGCAAGAAGGGUAUCGAGGGCAUGAACAUUUUCAAGAAGAACAUGUUUUUGGCCGAGGAUCGUAUCCUGUGUUUCGAGCUGGUCGCCAAGGCCGGCCAAAAGUGGCAUCUGAGCUACAUCAAGGCUGCCAAGGGCGAAACCGAUGUGCCGGAAGGCGCGCCCGAGUUCAUCAGCCAGCGUCGUCGUUGGCUCAACGGUUCGUUCGCCGCCAGUUUGUACUCGCUCAUGCAUUUCGGGCGCAUGUACAAGAGCGGGCACAACAUCUUGCGCAUGUUCUUCUUCCACAUCCAGCUCCUCUACAACAUCCUCAACGUCAUCUUCACCUGGUUCUCGCUCUCUUCGUACUGGCUCACCACCACGGUCAUCAUGGACCUCGUCGGCACCCCGGUUCCAGCUUCGAAUAGCGCUUCGGAGCACCACGCCUGGCCGUUUGGUGACUCCGCGACGCCCUUCAUCAACGCCGUGCUCCAGUACAUCUAUCUGGCGUUUGUCAUCUUGCAGUUCAUCCUGGCCCUGGGUAACCGGCCAAAGGGCUCCAAGUGGACGUACAUCACCUCGUAUAUUGUCUUUGCCAUCAUCCAGGCGUACAUCCUCGUGCUGUCGGUGUACCUCGUUGCGCAGGCGUUUGCGACGCCGCUGAGCGAGCAGAUCCAACUUGAUACGGCGCAGAACGCUCUGAACUCAUUGUUUGGCGGCACAGGCGCGGCCGGUGUCAUCUUGGUUGCGCUCAUCACCAUCUACGGUCUCUACUUCCUCGCGUCUUUCAUGUACCUUGACCCGUGGCACAUGUUCCACUCGUUCCCGUACUACAUGCUGCUCAUGUCCACCUACAUCAACAUCCUGAUGGUGUACGCCUUCAACAACUGGCACGACGUGUCGUGGGGUACCAAGGGUUCGGACAAGAACGAGGCGCUGCCGUCUGCGCAGGUCAGCAAGGGCGAGAAGGACGAGGUGGUGGUGGAGGAAAUCGAGAAGCCCCAGGAGGAUAUCGAUCAGAUGUUUGAGCAGACGGUGCGCCGCGCGCUCGCGCCGUUCAAGGAGGACGAGAAGCCGGAGCCCAAGGAUCUCGAGGACUCGUACAAGUCUUUCCGUACCAUGCUUGUCGUCUCGUGGCUCUUCUCGAACUGCCUGCUUGCGGUCGUUAUUACUAGUGACAACUUCAACUCGUUUGGUAUCGGGCAAACCGCCACGGCACGUACGGCUUGGUUCUUCAAGUUCCUGCUCUUCGCCACCGCCGGUCUCUCGCUCGUCCGUUUCAUCGGUUUCUUGUGGUUCCUUGGCCGCACCGGUAUCAUGUGCUGCUUCGCUCGUCGCUAA